AUGGUUCCCAUAAAGAAAAGUGGCAUGAGACUUCAUCCCUACAAAAAAGUAAUAACAAGAGUUAUAAGUCUCCCUCUCACCAACAAGGAAAUAGUAGGUUCUAUGCACAAAGCCUUAUUAGUUCCCCAAAACAACAGCAAACCAGAACAUUCCAAGUGUCUCAAGCCAAUAUAUCCAAUUCAACUACACAAGCUUAAUGAAAACUUAGAUGAAGUUAAAAGUGAACUUAAAAAACAAAAAAAUGAGCAAGAUAAUGAGCUCUUGGCUCAAUCAAUGGACAUAAAAUCUGCAGAAAUUAUUGGCGCUGAAAAAACUGCAAUUUUUAAUGAAAAUGAAAAUACGGUGACUAAAAUCACAAGUGAAAUCCAAGAGCAAACAACCACACAAAAUAGAUUGAAUUCAAGAGAAGUUAAUGAUAAACUCUUUAGUGUUUAA
This is a messenger RNA of Racocetra persica, 435 nucleotides long. The record is from the annotation of a GenBank genome assembly. NCBI's taxonomy places the organism in Eukaryota, Fungi, Glomeromycota, Glomeromycetes, Diversisporales, Gigasporaceae.